AUGCCCUCCGCAACCUCGACAAGGCCAACUAAGCGCCUAGCCGUCUUCUGCGACGGAACAUGGGUAGGCCGCGAAACUGAAGUCGAAGAUGCACCACCAAGCAACAUCCGACAACUUGCAAAUAUGGUCGGCGAAGUACAAUACGCCACCGACGACAACACAGCCGCAAAAGUCCAUCCCAUCAAGCCCCACAAGACAGCAACACAAGGCUCUCCCCCAGACAUCAUCGCCGGCUACCAAGAAGGUGUGGGCCUUAACAAGACCUUUCUGCAGUACAUAUGGGACGGCGCAACCGCAUCCACCAUCAGCGACGAAUGCAUAGCCGUCUACCGCUUCAUCGUGGAAAACUACACCUCGGACCAUGAAAUCUGGCUCUUCGGCUUCAGUCGUGGUGCCUUCACCGUCCGCUGUGUAGCCGGCAUGAUCAACAACUGCGGUAUCAUUAAACGCCUCCCAGAGUACACAGACGCAGAGGUCCAACGUCUCUGCUAUGAAGUCUUCAGAACAUACCGGAGUAACCUCCCCGUCGAUGCACCGAAGAGCGACGAAUGCCAGAGGUGGAAAGGCCUGGGCGAUAGGGUUUGGCAAGUCAAAAGGCCCAUCCGCUUUAUGGGUGUCAUUGAUACGGUUGGGGCGUUGGGAAUUCCGCGACUCAAUGCGGGAAUUGGGUUUGAUUGGAGUCCGUUUGAGUUCUUCGAUCAGACUGUGAGUACUGUCGUGCAGCAUGUGUAUCAUGCGCCUUGUUUGCACGAUCGGUUGUGGAUCUUCCAGCCUUGUCUUGUGUACCCCAGCGAAGAGGAUGAAGAUGGCAAAGAAAAGGCGGUCGUGAAGCAAAGAUGGUUCCCUGGUACCCAUUACGAUGUCGGUCGCAUGACCUUUCGUUUUAUACGCCAGAGUCCUGCGAAUUGGAUUGAAGAUGCGCUGGGCUGGCUUCCGAAUCUGCUUUCCCGAACGAUAUAUCCGAACGAAGUGCUUAGCGACGCGGUGUUGAGGUGGCUUGUUCAAGGUGUACACGAUGUUGAUAACGAGUCUGCGAACCCGUUGAUGCCAAACACAGAGCAACAUAUCGAAAGUCUCAGCACCAGACUCGGAGAAUCCGUCAUGGCAUCAUCAACAGCAUCGGCACCAGAGACCCGAACAGGAAGCGGCGAUAUCUACGGCCACGUCCUGGCUUACGCACCAGGUGGCGUUGUAUUCAGUGCUAUACACCGUACUUCGCGCUCGAUUACCGGCUUGCUGAACAAUUUUUUCCCUCGACUUGGCGAUAAUAUCCAGAGUCUGCUUGGCAUCAAGGCGCUCGUUGCUAUCUUGACUGCCACGGCUGAUCGACGUAUACCGGGGACUCAAGCAGAUAUUUAUCCUUAUAUGGAGACUGAAACGGUGAUGGUGCAAGGGAAGGAAGUGAUCUUUUCAGUCGAGGAAUUGGCGAGAUUGAAUGAAAUGAAUGAGAGGGGUACCUUACGGUAUCCGAGUCAAACAGUUGAGGCAUUCCAGUUGUGGAAACGUGUUUUUGGGAAGGAUGAGACGGAGUAA
Alternaria atra is the source of this 1533-nucleotide messenger RNA. RefSeq lists its product as uncharacterized. NCBI's taxonomy places the organism in Eukaryota, Fungi, Ascomycota, Dothideomycetes, Pleosporales, Pleosporaceae. The transcript has a single exon. Bases 1 to 1533 code for a protein of 510 amino acids. The record is from RefSeq and is a predicted model, not a curated record.